AUGGCGCCUGUAGCAACAGACGCCAAGAGCGGGCCUUCCCCAACCGAAGUCUCUUCCGCAAGCGGGACCGAAGCUCUACCAGACCUGGCUCAGCUGGUCAGUCGCGCAUCUAAAAGAAGCAGAUUGCUUUUCGCAGGCGGCGAUGCAUCCUCCUCGUCUCCCUUGCCGGACUUUGCCACUGGAAGUGGGUCGGGCCUGGAAGCAGCCGAAAGGGCCAGGUCGAGCGUGAUGGAGGAGACUUUCAAAGAUGCCAAGCAUCUUCCGGCCGCAUUGCUAGAACAACAAGGUGCAGUGGGACCUUCCAGACCGGGAGGCGAAAACAAGCGUGGCAGAGAAGAAGCGCCAUCUACAAGCAGCGGUCCAGCAGCUUCCGCAGGAGUCGUUGCGCUUAGAAGAUCAGAGGGAUUUGCGUCUGCUUCGGGAGGAGGGAGCUCGCUGAACACCGCAUUAAUUCGCAAAAAAGAAGCGGAAGAGAGGAAGUUGAAACCGCAACUGCACGCUCAGUGGAAAUUGUCAAGGGUCAUCUCGGGACAUUUGGGUUGGGUCAGGUGCGCUGCGGUAGAACCGGGAAACAAGUGGUUUGUCACGGGUGCUGGAGACCGCAUGAUCAAGGUGAGCUUCGAAUGCGACGCGUUCGUGGAGGCACGGCUUAACACGCAGCGCGUCUAUGCCAUCUUUUCUGCUUGCCGCAGGUGUGGGAUUUGGCCUCUGGAGAGCUCAAAGUCUCCUUGACGGGUCACAUUUCUACUGUACGAGGACUCGCGAUCUCUUCGCGGCAUCCAUACAUGUUCUCAGCGGGAGAGGACAAGGUAGUGAAGUGCUGGGAUCUGGAGACAAACAAGGUCAUCAGGCAGUACACCGGACACCUUUCGGGCAUUUACUCUCUCUCGUAAGUGCAGCUUGCCCACCUCGCUGGUCUCUGUUUCGGCUUCAACUGACCUCAUCACGUAUUCGUCGAUAGUCUUCACCCAACCAUCGACGUACUUGUCUCAGCUGGCAGAGACGCAGUGGCUCGGGUCUGGGACAUGCGAACGAAAGCGCAGAUCCACGUCCUGGGUGGCCACAGAGGAACGAUUGCCAAUGUCCAGUGUCAAGACUCGGAUCCGCAGGUUGUGACAGGCAGCAUGGACGCCACUAUCAAGUUGUGGGACUUGGCGGCCGGAAAGUCGAUGACUACCUUGACUCAUCACAAGAAGAGCGUCAGAGCUCUGGCUAUGCAUCCAACAGAGUGUGAGUCGCCCAACCUACCGUACCGCAUGAAAGUGUAGAGUCGCAAAGCUAACGAGACCCUUUUGGCAUGCGUCGCCCAGUUUCCUUCGCCUCUGGCUCUGCAGGUGGCCGCAAUGUGAAGACAUGGAAAUUUCCAGAAGGCACGCUGAUCAAUAACGCUACGACGGAUAAUAUCGUCAACACUUUAUCGGUCAAUGCGGAUGGUGUUCUAUUUGCUGGCUCAGACAAUGGAGCCCUGCGCGUGAGUCGCUGACACUCGCUUCAUAUUUUCUUGAGAAGGCUCCGCUGCAGCUGCAUCAUUUCGCUGACCUCGCAUUCUAUGCAUGGACAGUUCUUUGACUAUGCCACGGGUACACCAUUUCAGACAACAGAGGACGUCCCUCAACCCGGCUCAUUGGACGCAGAAGCUGGUGUGUUUUGCUCCACCUUUGAUCAGACUGGCACGAGGCUUAUCACUGGCGGUGCAGACAAGAGUGAGUGCGCGGCGCGUUGUCGCAAAGGUUGAAGGUCGAAGUUGCGAGAGGUUGAUGUCAUGCUCAUCAUGCAAAGUGGGGAAUGAGCUGACGAUGCCCGCUGCAACCUCACCUCUGCUCCUCGCAUAGCUAUCAAGGUGUACAAAGAGGCGUAA
Ceraceosorus bombacis is the source of this 1858-nucleotide messenger RNA. The record is from the annotation of a GenBank genome assembly. Lineage: Eukaryota; Fungi; Basidiomycota; Exobasidiomycetes; Ceraceosorales; Ceraceosoraceae.